Messenger RNA from Wasmannia auropunctata (little fire ant), 1916 nucleotides. RefSeq lists its product as uncharacterized. Gene Ontology annotation, molecular function: serine-type endopeptidase activity. Gene Ontology annotation, biological process: peptide hormone processing. Gene Ontology annotation, cellular component: trans-Golgi network; Golgi membrane. Bases 1 to 1581 code for a protein of 526 amino acids. The transcript is spliced from 4 exons. The record is from RefSeq and is a predicted model, not a curated record. Lineage: Eukaryota; Metazoa; Arthropoda; Insecta; Hymenoptera; Formicidae.
AUGUCUAGCAUUGCAUGCGCAUCCUGCAAUCCGAUGCCGGAUGUUGGUGUUCAGCUCCGCGAGAUCCUUCGGGAUCCAUCGCAUUCUCGUAACCCCCCUGUUGUCUGGGGACGCGCAGCCGGACGCGCCACUCUGCACGAAUGGGCGUUGAUAUUCUACGGCACCGCGACGCUGCCCGACCGGACCGAGUACGCCCUUUACAAUCCGGCCGGCAUGAGUAUACCGAGACGGCCGUUCGUCAAGCCGCGCGAGACCAUCCCGAAGAAUCAGAACACCGUGGCGAAGGGCAAGCAGGCGCAGCACAAGCCCGACAAGUCCGGCAGCCUGAGCCCGCCCUACGUGAUGAACGCGCAGAUACAGUCGCAGAGGAAGGGCAAGGCUCGCGGCCAGCAUAAGAACGGCAAGUCGGCCGGCCGGCCGAAUCCCAAGCCCACCGUUCAGACCCUCCGCGGUCUCACCGGGAUCAAUAGGGGGCCCAACAACGUGGCCGGUGACGUGCGUUUGAUCACGUCGAGGCCGCGCGGUAGGAGCACACCCAGCCCGGUUACCAGCACCGUGACCGUCGCGACGACAAAGGCGCAGAGCAGCACGGCGACAAGUAAACAGAUUAUUACACAGAAGAUCAUCGACGUGGUUACCGCCUUGCCCAUUCAGAGGGGACUGAUCCUGUUGGAGCCACCGGCAAAGGCGGCCACUAACAAGGUCCCGGCGGUAUUUCAACAAUAUCCCAAGAUACAACAGCUCUAUCCGGUUUACGGUGGGGCCCGCGGCGUCGGUCAGCACGCUACUAGGGCCAAAGGACUUGACCUGCUGCAGGACGAACAAUUUGAUCCAAGGAACUUGCAACUGGACAAGGACACGCUGGAGGAGUGGAAGCUUGUAUUCUUCGGCACGGAUACCUCGGUGGAGGUGGACGACGAGCUGGACAAGGACAAGCCGUUGCCGCCAGUGGUGCCGGAGGAGGUGAACAACCACGGGCCUACGGACGUCCGGCACAACGCAGUGGACACCGAGGGCGAUCCGUGGACGGGUAGCCGAAAGAUGGACCGGGUGUCACACCCGGAGGUGCAGAGGCCAACGACGGAGAACCAGACGAGCGGCUGUGCCGCCUUCGAAGCCGGAGGCAGCGGGUGCCUAGUGUGCAAACCGGGUUGGCACCACAGCAACGGCGACUGCUUGCGAGAAUGUCCGUCUGGAACUUACACGGUCCGAGACGAUGAUGAUUCCAGUGCUUUCUGCGCCGUAUGCCAUUACUCGUGUCUAUCAUGCAAAGGACCUAGCGACGCGGACUGCAUCACCUGUCACGCGGAUUCGAUAUUCGUGUGGAGCAACGGAAGAUCACUAUGCGUGCUCAGCAGCAUUUCCUGGAAAAUACAAUCCACAGUGUGGCUCCACAGGCUGACCGUGGUGUUCUUGGUCAAUCUGGGCGUGGCGGCCGCUAUCAUCAUUUACUUUGCAGUCACCUGGUACAUCCGUAAACGCAAAUCCGUCCACAAAUACAGCAAAGUAACUUAUUCCGGCAACGGCGAAGUUCAUGCGCAUACGGAAGUGGAAAACACUUGUGUCUCUGAUAGCGAAUGAGUCUAUCAUUGACGAGACAGAAUAUCUUCUUCAAAGAAAACUACGAUGUUUUCGUGAGCAUUUUGAAAAUUCUAAUAUUUCAUAUAUUUCGAAUAUGUUCUGCUAUCCUAUAUUGGAUAUUAUAAUUGAUUUUGAUAAUUUGGGAUUAUAUUUUUAUGAAGAAAAAAAUUUAUAUAUGUAUAUAUAAUAUUGUUACUUUCAUAGAAAAUAUUUCCGAAAUAAUUUCAUCGCAAAGAGAGACGGAGAGAAUAGCUCGAGAGAAUAUUGUAGUAAUAUUUUGAAUAAUCAUAUCGUGAGAAUAUUUUUUAUUAAACGACUUUUGUUUUAAUAGUUUC